This is a messenger RNA of Aspergillus glaucus CBS 516.65, 612 nucleotides long. RefSeq lists its product as uncharacterized. The transcript is spliced from 2 exons. Lineage: Eukaryota; Fungi; Ascomycota; Eurotiomycetes; Eurotiales; Aspergillaceae. Bases 85 to 465 code for a protein of 126 amino acids. The record is from RefSeq and is a predicted model, not a curated record.
AAGGUGAUCAUCAGAAGCCUUCCGCUUCCGUUAACGGCAGCUUCCUCCACGUAUGCGAGUGUUAUCAGUGUCUGGAGAGAGGCAAUGCUCGGGAUGGACGGUCUGCUUUCUGGGAACCCGGUUCUGAUAUCGAACGGGUCGCUUUUUCUCGCGUUUUCCUCAUGCGAUAAUUUGUUCCCGCCGGGAGGAAGCUGUACUAUUGGCCGGGAAAUGAUCACGGAUCAACCUGAAGGGAUUCGAUGGUGCACUAUUAGUCUCCGAGUAGCCUGUCUGCGGUUGCGCGGACUCCAGUUUUGCGAAGUGAAGGCGGGGAAUACAGCGUGCGAUGGCUGUCUUCAGGUAAUGACAAGGACUCGAGAUAUUGGUUUGGUACAUCAGAAAACCACAUUCUGGGUUAUGUUGAUGAUCAAGGGAGCAUUACCCAGUUCCGGAUUCUUUAUUCUGUUAACAGCAAGGCCCAUGUAGGUGGCCACGGUGCAACUGUAUGUACGGAGUACAUAGAUGGAGGAGAUCAUGAACUGCCAUAUUGCUCAGAAGCAAACCCUCCUUCUAACAGCAUUUCAUUAUAGUCUAAAUAAGUUGAGCAUAAUUACAAAAAUGAGACUGUAACUA